Messenger RNA from Misgurnus anguillicaudatus (oriental weatherfish), 1476 nucleotides. Lineage: Eukaryota; Metazoa; Chordata; Actinopteri; Cypriniformes; Cobitidae. The record is from RefSeq and is a predicted model, not a curated record.
AUGAGCAUCAUUAGUUCUGCUUUACAUGACAUUAUAAAGAGGAGAUAUUUACCUCUGGUCACAGAUGAAGAACACAGAACAGUUCAGAAAGAAGAAAACAGCAAAUACACAAAUAAUCAAGAUAAUUUUGCAUUAAGAGGACAGGCUGUACAGUCAUCCUCAUAUUGGAAAGCAGCAAGGGCUAUUGACACUUCACGUUCAACCUGCUCCUCCACAACCACAACUAGUAACCCGUGGUGGAGACUGGACCUUCUGGAUUCUUACUACAUCUCUCGAGUCGUCAUCACUAACAGAAGAGACUGCUGUCCAGAACGACUCAAUGGAGCAGAAAUACAUAUUGGAAACUCUUUGGAAAACAAUGGCAACAAUAAUUCCAGGUGUGCUGUGCUUUAUGGUGUGGCAGCGGGUCAGUCUGUGUCUGUGUCCUGUGACAAUAUGAAUGGGCGAUAUGUGAAUGUCUUCAUACCUGGACGUUACAAAAUUCUCACUAUCUGUGAAGUGGAGGUUUAUCUGCCAGAGAAUUUGGCAUUAAGAGGACAGGCUGUACAGUCAUCCUUGUAUUCUAAUUGGGUGGCAGCAAGGGCCAUUGACACGUCACCCUCAACCUGCUCCUGCACAGAAGUGUACACAUCUAACCCCUGGUGGAGACUAGAUCUUCUGGAUUCUUACUACAUCUCUCGAGUCGUCAUCACUAACAGAAGAGACUGCUGUCCAGAACGACUUGACGGAGCAGAAAUUCAUAUUGGAAACUCUUUGGAAAACAAUGGCAACAAUAAUUACAGGUGUGCUGUGUUGUAUGGUGUUGCAGCGGGUCAGUCUGUGUCUGUGUCCUGUGACAAUAUGAAGGGACGAUAUGUGAACGUCAUUAUACCUGGACGUAACAAAAUUCUCACUAUCUGUGAAGUGGAAGUGUAUCUGCCGGACUGGAAAAAAACCUUUGUGAUUAUGACAUUUCUGUCCAGUGUCAAUAUGACUGAUCCAGCUGUCAGUAACAUGAUUCUUAAUCGGCUGAAGACCGCUUUGACUUCUAAAGGACUCUCAAAUUUCACACUGACCUGGACAAAACUCCCUCAGAAAGUCAAACCAGAGAUUAAACUGGAUGAUGAUGGUAAAUAUGUUUACACAACACAACAAAAAUAAACCUUUUUAAUAUCCUCAGUACAUGAAAGAAAGGUGUAUUUAUGAUUUAUUUUUGUCUUAUUGUUUUAUUCACAGGUCCAUGUGUUUAAGAACCUGAAUAAUCUUAAAUAAACACAUUUGAUGAUAAAGGCUUAGUUUAGUACAAUGUUCUAUUUGUUAGUUUAUUUUAGUUAUUGGUAACUGAUUGGUGUGAUAGUUAAUUUUUCUUUAAUUCUCUUCCUGGUCAUUUUAAAUGAUUUGUAGUUGAUGAAUUGUAAUUGGUUUGUGACUAAAGCAAUGAUAAAUUGGAUUGGACCUCUGCCCUGCAGUUACAUCUUUGAUAUUCUCCAGCAUGUC